Messenger RNA from Vitis riparia (riverbank grape), 2177 nucleotides. Its product is annotated as probable serine/threonine-protein kinase PBL7. Lineage: Eukaryota; Viridiplantae; Streptophyta; Magnoliopsida; Vitales; Vitaceae. Bases 247 to 1563 code for a protein of 438 amino acids. The transcript has 6 exons. Gene Ontology annotation, biological process: protein phosphorylation. Gene Ontology annotation, molecular function: protein kinase activity; ATP binding. The record is from RefSeq and is a predicted model, not a curated record.
AGAGAGAGAGAGAGAGAGGGAGAAGGAGGGAGAGGGAGAGAUAGGGGAGAUGGAGAGAAGCAGCAUGACCUCCUAGAAAGGGAAACUCAGCUACCAUAAUACGUACACUGAUUUUCAUGUUUUCCAAUCCCAAAGGAAACACAACCUCUCUAUACAUUUUAACAUCUACCAUCUCAUCUCUGUCAUUCACUUUAUCUCUCUCUCUCUCUCUAGUAAUUUCUUCUCUGUUCAUUGCUCUUUGUGCUCAUGGAAACCAACACCACUGCUACUCCUGCAAGCGCACCUGCAAACAACCAUACCCAUAUUCACCAUCACUCUCAUUCACAACCGGAUACCCAUCACCAUGGCAUUCUCCCCUCCAAUUCCAUGCUUGUUAUCAUCAUACCCACCAUCUCAAUUUUGCUCCUUGUUGCCAUAAUUGUAAUUGUAAUAAUGCUCCGGCGACUCAAAUCUGCAAAAAACAGAGGCAGCAGCAAAAGCAAUAGCAGCAGCAGCGGAAACCAGAAUUGCAACUUCAUCGCUCAUACUGCUAUAAACUUCAAUUCUAGCCCAGAUGUGAAGAGUGGGUGUUUAUAUGGAGGAAGUUUGAUCCGUGCACCUGCAAGUAGAUUUAAAGGAGUUCAAGUAUUCACAUACAAGGAGCUUGAAAUGGCCACAGAUAAGUUCAGUGAAGCCAAUGUGAUAGGGAAUGGAGGGUUCGGAGUGGUGUACAGAGGAGUCCUUAGCGAUGGGACUGUGGCAGCUAUCAAGGUGCUGCGCAGGGAUGGGAAGCAAGGGGAGCGUGCAUUCAGGAUAGAGGUGGACCUACUGACCCGUUUACACUCUCCUUACUUGGUGGAGCUGCUUGGCUACUGUGCAGACCAACACUACAGGCUUCUGAUAUUUGAAUACAUGCCUAAUGGUACAUUGCAAAGCCAACUCCACCCCUCCCACAACCAACAGAGAGUGUUGGAUUGGGGAACACGGUUGAGGGUGGCCCUUGAUUGUGCUAGGGCCCUUGAGUUCCUCCAUGAGCAUGCAGUCCCCUCGGUCAUUCACCGUGAUUUCAAGCCCAGCAACAUUCUCCUAGAUCAAAAUUUCAGAGCCAAAGUCUCUGAUUUUGGCUUGGCCAAGACAGGUUCUGACAAGAUCAAUGGUCAGAUUCCGACUCGGGUAAUUGGGACCACUGGAUAUCUAGCCCCCGAGUAUGCUUCAUCAGGAAAGCUUACUACAAAAUCAGAUGUGUAUAGCUAUGGUGUGGUUCUUCUAGAGCUCUUAACGGGCCGUGUACCACUUGAUACCAAGCGCCCCCCUGGAGAGGAUGUCCUGGUCUCAUGGGCUCUUCCAAGGUUAACUAACAGGCAAAAACUAGUGGAAAUGGUUGACCCAGCUCUACAAGGCCACUACUCAAAGAAGGAUCUAAUUCAGAUAGCCGCUAUUGCAGCUGUGUGUGUGCAACAUGAAGCAGAUUACCGGCCCCUAAUGACAGAUGUUGUGCAGUCACUAAUCCCUCUGGUUAAGAAUCACUCUUCUGUUAGUUCCUCUUGUUCCUCCAGAUUUCAGAUGCUGAGCCCAAGGUAUUAGGAGCUUCAUGGAAGAUGCAAAAUUGAUCUGUUCAAAAUCCAAGCAACCCUUUCCAGGUUCAUCCCACAGAGAGUCACUGAAAAUAUUCAGCAAUUUUUUAUUAAAAAAAAAAAAAAAGAUUCUAUGGAUUCUUUCAGACCCCAUUCAAUAUUUUCAUGUCUUUCAGCAGGGUUUAUGUGAUUGAGAGUCUUAGACAAGAGUCAUAGUUGGCCAGCCUGAUUUUUCAGCAUCUUAAAAGUCCCACUGUGCAUUUCAUAUUAAUACAGCUACUAGCUUUAGCAACAACCAUUACCAUUCACCAGAGCAAGUAACAUGAGGAGAGAAGCAAAACUUAUCAGAGAAGCCAGCAUCAAUACUCUGAAUCAGAAGGCAGCUUGGGAACUUGGCUUGGUACAUAAGAUGUUAUUGUCCUUUGUAAGCAACCAUCUUGAACCAUAGAAUAUCCUGUAAACCAAUUUAGGUACGUUGUUAAAGAUUAGUGAAUCCGUUACUAGAUUCUUUGCUUGAGGUUCUGGAAUGAAAGAGACGAUUGCAGUCUGUGUGCAUGUCUGUAAUUGAACCCUUCCCAGAAAAAAACAUGAAAGUGAAUACUAAAUUACUUCUUUUCAAGGGAA